Messenger RNA from Lonchura striata (white-rumped munia), 1112 nucleotides. The record is from RefSeq and is a predicted model, not a curated record. NCBI's taxonomy places the organism in Eukaryota, Metazoa, Chordata, Aves, Passeriformes, Estrildidae.
GGGGAUUCAUGUAAGGACAUGCUGGGUUCAGACCACCCUCCAGUGCCCACACAUGUGUAUUUACUAGUUUGGUUUACCAAGGCUGAAACAUCUCAUAUAGUAGAGUUUGUGCGCAGGCAAGGUGAGAAACUGCUGCUGGAGAAUCAGGUGGUUCAUAAACCCUGUGAGGACUGGGAUUGGAUGAGGUGUGGUUCAACUGGAACCCUGGGCAGGCAGAUGGAGAUCCUGACAAGGGGCUGUGGGUCUGUGAUCCCAGUUUGGGGGCCCCAGCCAACCCCCAGAACAACCCUCUGAAAACUGAGUCUGGGAUCCCCAGGCAUCCACUGUUCCAGUAGUGCCACUAAGCAGGGGGGGACUUGCCCUUGGCUGGAUGCUGCUGCCCUUUCCCUCUGCCUUUCCUUGGAUUUUGUGAGACAUCCUGAUCAGCUGGUCAGAGGUGAGAGAACCACAGUCAGAGGAAUUUCCUGAGUGCCCAGGUAAUGCCUCUUCCGGCAGGUUUGUCCCUCUGGAGUAAUUUGUCAGUAUGUUUGCAGCAACUGGGUAGUACCUGAUGAAUUACUGUGGCUUUUACUGUGUUUUUCAAUUUUCCAAACAGAUUAACAUUACUAGCCAGGAGCUUUGGGAAGAAGUGCUUUGUCUCAAAGGACUCAUCGUUGUUGACGUGUUUCAAGCCUGGUGCGGCCCGUGCAAACCAGUAGUGAAUCUGUUCCAAAAAAUCAAGAAUGAAGUUGGCAGUAAUCUCCUGCAUUUUGCUGUGGCUGAAGUUGAUUCCAUUGAUGCUCUGGAAAAAUACAGAGGACAAUGUGAGCCCGUCUUUCUCUUUUAUACAGGAGGAGAAUUAGUGUCUGUUGUAAGAGGAGUAAAUGCACCAUUGCUGCAGAAGACCAUCCUGAAACAGCUGGCAGGGGAAAGGAAGCGUUUACAUGGAGGAGAGCUCAUGGUGGUGCCAGACAGAGCCUUCUCCAGAGAGCCUGGAAGCACAGCUCCCCUUCAGGAGGAACAACAGCAAGGACUAACAGGCUGACGCACCCAUCGGGUCCGGGAUGACAACCGCAGCCGUGGAGCAGAUGCGCCCUUUUUCAAUAAAUACGAGAUUUUCGUGUAGCAGAGCA